GCUAUCGCAUUUCAUCCAAGUUUACACGCUGAAAAAACUGCGCAAUAAUUCAGAGGCACGGGUAGCCGGUGAGCAAGGGUUGAGAGAUGUACUCUGGAGGCUGGAGGUGCCUGUAUCUAAAGGUGCUCUGAGACAGAAGAAAGGACUCUCCAGUCAACCGCAUUGAGUCUGAAGAGAUAUAUCCACUGGGACUCAAGGGGAGCGAAGGAAACGUACAAAGGACCACUGUUUGACAUAAACCUUCCUUUCGUCGCGCUAUCGGGCGCUGCUAUUAAUGACAGAGCGCUGGCAGUCUAUUAAAAUUCGUGUGUAUAAUCCUCGACGUGCAGACUUCAGCAGGCGAGACAAGCAAUUUACUUCCCACCAAAAAAAAAAAUCGACUUGCACAAAAACAGAUCUUGAAAUCCUAAAGCUUUGAGAAUAUUUAAAUUAUUUGCUGAGGUGCUUUUUUUUGUUAAUCGCUAUUAAAGGCUUUAUAGCGGAUAGUGGGAGAGCUAAGAGGGUAAAUGACUGGACAUUUAAGCCAACGUCACUGGAUGCGUGUGUAGUGUUUGGAUGUUUUGGCAAUUUGGACCUCUUUAAGUCUUUAAGGAGCAGAUCCACACAAAAAAAGUGCUUGUAUUGUUUCUGAGAACAGCUGGAAGAGCGGGUUGAAGUUGCCCUGCAAGUUGGAAAAAAUAAGUUGAAAGGAAAGAGAUGCCCACUAACGGAACCCACCAAGCUUUAAAGAUCCAAUUUGGACUAAUCAACUACAACAACAAAUACUUGACGGCAGAAGCGUUUGGUUUCAAGGUGAAUGCAUCAGGCGCCAGCCUAAAGAAGAAACAGAUCUGGACGUUGGAGCAAGACGAUGGCAAAAACUCCGUGGUCUUUCUCAGGAGUCACCUUGGGCGCUACCUGUUGGCUAACAAGGAUGGCAACGUGUCAUGUGAAGCCGAGAAGCCAGACGAUGACUGUAGGUUCACGGUCAUUGCACAUGGCGACGGCAGGUGGACCUUGCAAUCUGAACCCCACAAGCGCUACUUUGGUGGAACCGAAGACCAUCUCUCGUGUUUUGCCCAGAACAUCACCGAGUCUGAAUUCUGGUCUAUUCACCUGGCCAGCCAUCCCCAGGCGAACCUUUUAAGCGUCAAUCGGAAAAGAUACGCCCAUCUCUCGAUGCAAGAGGACGAGCUAUCCGCUGAUAGCAACAUUCCCUGGGGGGUGGAUGCUCUCAUCACUCUGAUCUAUCAAGAUAAGAAGUACAGCAUCCAGACCUGCGACAACAGGUUUCUCCGUACCGAUGGGAAGCUAGUUAACAAGCGAGAUUUGGACACUAGCUACACCUUGGAAUUUAAAGCUGGGAAAAUCGCCUUCAAGGACCACGAGGGGAAAUAUCUGAGUGCAAUGGGACCGAUUGGCACUCUGAGGUCGGGAAGAAACUCCAAGCCUGGCAAGGAUGAUCUCUUCGAUUUGGAGCAGAGUCACCCCCAAGUGGUUUUACGGGCUUGCAACGGCCGCCUGGUAUCAAUCAGACAAGGCGUGAAUAUCUCUGCCAACCAGGAUGAAGAAACACAUCAGGAAACGUAUCAGAUGGAAAUUGAUAAAGAGACUAAGAAGUGUAUCUUACGUACACACACGGGCAACUUCUGGACAUUGGUGGCUCAUGGAGGGAUCCAAUCCACAGCUACCGAAGUAGAUGCCGACUGUAUGUUUGAAAUAGUAUGGCGUGGGAGAAGAAUCGCACUCAAGGCCAACAAUGGCAAAUACGUAUGUACAAAGAAAAACGGACAGCUGGCAUCUGUGAGCGAUUCAGCUGGUGAAGAUGAAGAGUUUACACUGAGACUGAUUAACAGACCUAUCCUGGUUCUACGAGGAGAUCAUGGAUUUGUCUCCCACCACAAAAGCUCCAGAACACUCGAUGCCAACCGGUCGGCUUAUGAUGUCUUUCAGCUCGAUUUUGAAAAUGGAGCCUAUCAGAUUAAAGGCUCAGAUGGCAAGUUCUGGUGCGUAUCCAGUACCGGCACAAUCUGCACUGACAGCACCAUUCCUGAAGACUUUUACUUGGAGUUUCGAGAUCACGGUCGACUGGCCAUCAAAGGAAAGAACGAAAAAUAUCUGCGAGGAAACCAAGCAGGCACACUUAGAGCAGACGCGGAUGAAGUAGACAGUUCCACAUUGUGGGAAUAUUAAAGAAUGGACAGUCCCAGUAGACCGUGUGAAUUAGAGAUGCGUUCUAUGUAUGAUGUGAUGGAUAUGUAGGGAAAAAUCAUAAGACAAUCUGCAAAGAUUAAUAUUAAAUGUUAAAUUAGGCCCUUUGUUAAGAAUCCACCAUUUCAUAAAAUCAACAGAUCAUAAGUGAUAGGAGCAGAAUUAGGCCAUUUGGCCCAUCAUGUUUACUCCGCCAUUCAAUCAUGGCUGAUCUAUCUCUCCCUCCUAACCCCAUUCUCCUGCCUUCUCUCCAUAACCUCUGACACACGUACUAAUCAAUUUCAAUUUUGGGCAGCUUACAACCCAGUGGUAGGAAGAUUGAUUUCUCCAACUUCAAGUAACCCUGGUAUCCCCUCUCUCUCCGUCCCUCCCACACCCAAUUUGUUGUACUAGAUUUAAAGUCGGCUUGUUGUCUCAUUAUCUGUCACUCAAUUUCACCUCGCCCAUAGCUAACAAUGUUUCCUUUAUCAUCAUUACUUUUUUGCAUAUCUUUAAUUCAUUUGUUCUAUAUCUCUCUAUAUCAACGUCUAUAUCUCUCGUUUCCCAUUCCCCUGAUUGUCAGUCUGAAGAAGGGUCUCGACCCGAAACGUCACCCAUUCCUUUUCUCCAGAGAUGCUAUAUGAUCCUCUGAGUUAUUCCAACUUUUUGUGUCUAUCUUCUGUUUAAACCAGCAUCUGCAGUUCCUUCCUACGCAUUUGCAUUUGUCAUCUGAUCUGUGGAGCCCAUUUAACACUCACAACAUAUACUUUGGAGAUAAUGAUUGCAUGAUAUGCUUGGCAUUUCAGUCUCAUUCAAGGACAGCAGUAAGCUAUGUAUUGUCUUUUAGGCUUCAGUUUCUCACAUUUAUUGCAGGAAAAUAUUUUAUGAAACUCAUUCUAGUUAGGUGCUAACUGAUUGCUUUGUAUAUAUGGUGAGGUUUUAUUUCAUCCUUGAUUAGAUAAUAUGUACUUCUGCUAGUAUAGCACGGAGACUGGGAACAAGUGAAAAACAACUGUAUAUAUUGUAGAUCUCAGCCUCAGUUAUGAUGCUUAUUAUACAGCAAGCAUGUUUUUUAACGAUAUAGCAUUGAAACAGGCCGUUCAGCCCACCAAGUCCAUGCUGUUCAUCGUCACCCUUUCCCACUAGUUCUAUGUUAUCCCACCUUUGCAUCCACUCCCAAUACUCUGGGG
Messenger RNA from Amblyraja radiata (thorny skate), 3359 nucleotides. It is a transcript of the gene fscn2b, whose product is annotated as fascin actin-bundling protein 2b, retinal. Lineage: Eukaryota; Metazoa; Chordata; Chondrichthyes; Rajiformes; Rajidae. The record is from RefSeq and is a predicted model, not a curated record. Gene Ontology annotation, biological process: actin filament bundle assembly; cell migration; establishment or maintenance of cell polarity. The transcript has 5 exons. Gene Ontology annotation, molecular function: actin filament binding; protein-macromolecule adaptor activity. The coding region runs from base 697 to 2172 and encodes 491 amino acids. Gene Ontology annotation, cellular component: cytoplasm; actin cytoskeleton.